Messenger RNA from Hermetia illucens (black soldier fly), 7841 nucleotides. RefSeq lists its product as uncharacterized. Gene Ontology annotation, molecular function: DNA-binding transcription factor activity, RNA polymerase II-specific; RNA polymerase II transcription regulatory region sequence-specific DNA binding. The transcript has 8 exons. Gene Ontology annotation, cellular component: nucleus. The record is from RefSeq and is a predicted model, not a curated record. Lineage: Eukaryota; Metazoa; Arthropoda; Insecta; Diptera; Stratiomyidae. The coding region runs from base 126 to 7598 and encodes 2490 amino acids. Gene Ontology annotation, biological process: regulation of transcription by RNA polymerase II.
UUGCCUUGCGCAGUUUGUCAAAAUAGACUCAAGUGACAGAAAUGGCUUGAGGUCGGCCUGAUUUAUUUACCUUUGCAAAAGUAUUCUAUUUUCUGUAUUCUAUGCGGAAUUUUUAAUAUAAAACGAUGGCUACCAACACGGAUUUUACAUCAUUCCUAAGUACGAGAGUCAAGGCGGAGCUCGAGUCGGAGGAGGAGAUUCUAGAUGAAAUCCUAGAAGACAAUGAAGUUAAGGACAUUCAUUCAGAUUUCUUGGAUGCUGGACAGGAGGCAAAGUGUGGAAGUAUCUUCAUAUCGACUACUCGAAAGUAUACCUUGGUCUGCGAAAGUUGCGAUGGACGCUUCGAUAGUAUGGAAGCGUUUGGUUAUCAUCUGGAAAAGGACCACUUCGACUAUGGAGUACGAAACGGUGGCUGGUGUAAAAUACCCAUAAAGGAGGAGGUCUCUUUCAAGACUGAGGAUAUACAAAAUAAAGAAUGCACCGCGACGAAUUUCGAUGCCACGUAUCUUCCAAAAAAUUCCAUUUUCGAGGAAUCUGCCAUGAAUGCUUUCCAGAACUUCCCACUUCAAUCUUCCAACAAUAGCUCAGUCAUUUCUAGGAGACCUACAGUGGUAUUAACCGGACAACCCCUCUACGAUGAGAAAAAAAACUUUUGCAUCACAUGCGAUCGUCAGUUGGAAUCGAAGAAGUCUUUCUACCGUCAUAAGUAUUAUCACAAAGAGAUGUUCCGCAAGCAGGAUAGGCUCCAUUUGCAAUAUCCCGGGCCAAAUGGUGCAUUAGUUGAAACUGUUGUUAAAGAGGAACUCGAUAUUGGAAAUUAUGAAGUUCAGAAUCCAGGGUUUCCAGAAGCAUACAAUGAGACCUAUAUUCACCCAGGUGCCGUCGGCAAUCCUAUCGACCCAGCAGCAGAACAUCUCAAAUCAAUUCAAAUGAAUUCCCCUUCUCUCCAUUGUGGUUCCACACGGACUAGCUACGAUGAAUUGCAACCUAAACUCAAUACCUCAGUGGAUAUUAACGCGCAGUAUUCUCACCACAUCCAAGCGAUAAAUAUGGCGGAAAUUCAACUAGGGUCUACUAUGCAAAACGAACAAUUGUUUUGCCCAGAAAGCAGUCAACAAUAUGAGGCAGACAAAAAUCAAACAGCGGAAUUCAACCACAAUGCCGCGGUAACGGGCGAAAGUAGUGAAUAUGACCAACACGAAAAUGAUCCAGAUGCACCACGAAGGGGCCGAAAAAAGGGAAAAGUGGUAUUUUCGUUUGAACCUGAAUUCGACAAGGCAAGAAACUUUUGUAUUACAUGUAAUCGUCAAAUGAGCUCAGGGGAAUCCUUCAAACAUCACGAGUACGAUCACAAAUUCAAAAUUCGAAAGUGGUACAUCGCCAAUGGAUUGAAAUCAAGGAAAGAACAAGUUAAAUUCGUGUUUUCCGAAAACCCAAGUUUCGACGAUGAAAGAAAUUUUUGUAUCACUUGCAAUCGAGAAUUCGACACUAAAAUAGGUUUUCAGCUCCACAAGAAAAGGCAUAGAUUAAAGAUACGUGAAAAACAGGGCACAGUUAGCACGUCUGAAGCCACAUUCUCAUGUGAAUUGUGUCCUGGAAAAUUUAAAUCAGAUUUCUGUUUACGAAGACAUACAGUAUCGAGCCACGGGGAUAAAAUCCCGAAUUCCCUACAAGGGGAUCCAACGUACCUCAGGUGUCGGUUUUGCCAUAAGGAUUUCGAAAAGCCAACAGAACGCCAUCAACACGAACGGGACCACGCUAACGAACGAGCACGGUAUCGAUGUCACCUAUGUCCGAAGUCAUUCACCACAAGUGCAGGUCGAAAGGCUCACAAAACCAUUCAUCGAGGUGAUCGCCCAUUUCUCUGUUCACAGUGUCCGAAAGCUUUUGGAGCUCGAGCGAAUCUUUAUCGUCAUGUUCAAUGCAUCCAUUCUGGCAUAAAACCAUUCGCAUGUGAAUAUUGCGGCAAAACAUUCAGUGAGAAAUCAGAUCUUACCUCUCACAUUGUAAGUCAUACGAAAGAGAAGCCUCACGAGUGCCAGGAGUGUGGGGCACGAUUCAGUUAUUUGCAGAGUUUACGUAUUCAUAAGAAAAGACACGCAAAUCAACGAGACUUUAAAUGUGAGGUGUGUGGAAAACUGUUCACUACUAACAGCGAAUUGCGGGAUCAUAGGACGAUUCAUUCUGAGGGAUGUGAUUUUCAGUGUCCGCACUGUCAAAAACGAUUCAAAAGAAAGAGUACUUUGAGGGCUCAUAAGAAAUUGCACGAAAAUGAACAAAUGUAUCGUUGUAUGAUGUGUGACAUAAAAUUCGCUAAUGAAGGCGAAUUAAAUUUGCAUAUGGAAUCUCAUAGUGGAUUCGAUGCUCAAGCAAACAUUUUAAUUAUGGAUUCGAUAUUUUUAUUGAAUUCGGGACUACAGACCGACGUAAAAUUGGAGGAAAAAAUUCUAGAUAAAUCCAUAGAAGACUAUGGAUCUGUGUGGACACGUCCUGACUCUCCCACUAUCGACUGGACAUCGGAGUGUGGUCGUAUUCUGAUAUCAACCGAAGGAAAAUAUACCGUUGCUUGCAAUAGCUGCAGUGAUCGCUUUAAUAGUGUAGGGUCCUUCGGGAAUCAUUUGAAAACUGUCCACCCGGACUAUGGCGAAGAGGAGGAGGUCCUACCCGAAAACGAUGAAAUUCGAUGUAAAGGAGCUGAUACAACAGAUGGGAUCGUGACCGCUACAUCGCAGAUACAGCAGAAUCGAAGAAACACGAAACUUGCACGUUACAAAAACUGUUCGAAUACUCCAAAGAAACCAACUGUGAUAAUUUCGGCCGAGCCUUUUUAUGACGAGAAAAGACUCUUUUGUGUUACAUGCGAUCGUCAGUUAGCUUCAAGACAGGCCUUCACGCGACAUAAGAGGUAUCAUAAGGACCAAUUCCCAAAACAGGGAAUGACCUAUUUGAAUCAUGACGACGAGGAAGAUACGUCAAAUGAAACUACAGUCAAGGAUGAACUUGAUAUUGGCGACUAUGAAUUCCAGGAUUCAGUAUACGAUGCCGAAAGCGUUGAGAAAAUUGACGGCAACGAACUCAUGCAUAGAGAAGAUCCAAUUCGCUGUUUACACUGUCUUAAAACCUUUUCAACCAAAUCAAAUCUUAAACGCCAUAUUCAAAGCUUAAAGGCGGAAGACAAACCGCAAUUUUAUCGGACCGUAUUCACAUUGGAGCCCAAGUAUGACGAGAAAAAACAUUUUUGUAUAUCAUGCAAUGUUCAAAUGAAUUCGCAGGAAACAUUCAUACAUCAUAAGAAGGAGCAUAAAUCGGUUAUUCGAAGAUGGAAGACCCGCAACGGCUUGAGAUUGCCUGGAAAAAAUCUCAAACCUGUGUUUUCUGAAAACCCCGAUUUUGACGACGAGAACAACUUUUGCAUCACGUGCAAUCGUGAAUUUGUCUCGAAGGGCAGAUUUCUGAAACAUAAAUUGUUACAUAUGAAGGACUCAACUAAUCCAAAACUUCCGACAUUUUUUUGUGAAUUAUGUCCUGGAAAAUUUAUGUCAGAUUUUGGAUUAAGAGAUCAUAUCGUGGCGAACCAUGGAGAUGAGAUUCCAAAGUCUCUACAAAACGAUCCAACGUACCUGGAAUGUCGAUUUUGUUUUAAGGAAUUUGCAAAACCAACGGAACGUUACCAACAUGAGGAGAGCCACAUUAAAGAGCGAAAGAAAUAUCGGUGUCCUUUAUGCCCAAAAUCAUUCGCCACAAAUUCAGAACGCAUAGCUCAUGAAUCUGUUCACAGAGAAGAUCAGCCCUAUCGUUGUGAGCAAUGUCCUCAAUCAUUCAGAUUUAAAACAAAUUUUAACCGUCACGUUAAGGAUGUUCAUUUUGGCAUAAAAUCGACCAAUGUUGCACUUGUUAAGGCAGAGGGUGCUGCCAAAAAUGAGAAAAUGGGACGAGUCAAAACUGUGUUUUCUGUGAACCCCAAUUUCGACGAUGAGAAAAAUUUUUGUAUCACAUGCAAUCGGGAGUUUAGCUCGAAGUCUAGUUUUAAUACCCAUAAAUUUCUGCAUAGGAGAAUGAUCCGGAUAAAACAAGCCAGAUUCAAAGAGCCAACAGAACGUGAUAUACAUAAAAAGGAUCGGUCUGCUGCAGAGGGUCAUGACCAAUCUAAUCGUCCGCUUGAAUCUCCGAGCUCUCCACAAGAGGAUCCAUUUGUAGACCGCAAAAUUCACGACGGUAUAAAACCGGCAAAUGACGAGGACACUAUCAAAACUGAGAAAAUGAGACGAACCCAAAUGGUUGUGUUUUCCGAAAAUCCGAAAUUCGAUGACGAGAAAAACUUUUGCAUCACAUGCAAUCGUGAAUUCGCCUUGAGGGCCACCUUCAAUAAACAUAAAUUAUUACAUAAGAAUUUAAUUAAUCCAAAACAUCCGACAUAUUUGUGUGAAUUGUGUCCUGGAAAAUUUAUCUCAGAUUUUGGAUUAAGAGAUCACAUUGUGGUGAACCAUGGAGAUGAGAUUCCAAAGUCUCUACAAAAUGACCCAACGUACCUAAAGUGCCGAUUUUGUCAUAAGCAAUUUCCUAAGCCUACAGAACGUUACGAACAUGAGGAGAGCCACGCUAAAGAGCAAAGGCCAUAUCGUUGUCCGUUAUGUCCAAAAUCUUUCGCCACAAAUUCAGAACGCAAAAUUCACGAACCUAUUCAUGGAGAAGAUCGGCCAUAUCGUUGUGAACGAUGUCCUCAAUCAUUCAGACAUAAGACAAGCUUUAAUCGCCACGUUAAAAAUGUACAUUUUGGCAUCAAACCGACAAAAGGCGCAUCGGUUCAGUUUCUGUUUACUGUGAAACAAUUAGUGUUAAAAACAAAUAAGAUAAAUAUGGACUCAAUACCUCUAAUGGAUCCGAGACUGCAGAUAGUCGUAAAAUCAGAGGAAGGACUUCUAGAUGAAUUCAUAGAAGACAAUGAAUCUGUGUGGACCCGUGCUGACUCUUCGACUAUCGACUGGAAAGCCGAGUGUGGCCGUAUCCUGAUAUCAGCUGGAGGGAAAUAUACCGUUGCCUGCAAUGACUGCAGUGACCGCUUCGAUGGUAUGGGAUCGUUUGAGAAUCAUUUGAAAACCGUCCACUAUGGCGUACAGAAAAAUGACUGGACUAGAGUCCAGAUAAAGGAGGAGGUCCUACUGAAUGAGAUUUUAGAUAAAGCGGUUGAUACACUAGAUGUUAAGAAUCGAGGGAAAGUUGUUAAGAAUCGAGGGAAACCUUCACCCUACUCUUCGAGCAAUACAUGGAAAUUUGUGAAAAUUACGACCGAUCCUAUUUAUGAUGAAAAAAGGCUCCUUUGUGUCACAUGUGAUCAUCAAUUAGCUUCAAUACAGGCCCUCAGGCGACAUAAGAGGUAUCAUAAGGAACAACUUCGGAAAAAGGGACUGAUUCAUUUGGAUCAUGGUGGCCAGGAAGAUGCUUCACAUGAAACUGUUGUCAAGGAUGAACUUGAGAUCGGAGACUACGAAAUCCAGAAAGCAGUAUACGAUGGGAAGAGCGGUGUUUUGGAUAAUUCGACUGGUUCGCAUUGUAAUCCUUCAUGGGAUAGCUCCGUAGCAAUAAAAGUCGAAACUGGCAUGCCAACUGUUACCGAUGUGACUAACAAAAGGACCAAUGCAGCAGCAGUUAAUCCAGACGAGAAACCCUUAUCCGAAGAUAGCAAUCGACAAAAUGAAAUAGAGUCAGACCAAAGGCAGACAAUGAAGGACUCAAAGGCCCGGGACUCGAUCAAAGACGAUUCGAAAGACUUCCAGUGCCGAUUUUGUUAUAAACAAUUUGAAAAUCUGACACAACGUUACCAACAUGAGGACAGUCACGCUAACGAAAAAACGCCUUAUCGGUGUUCAAUAUGCCCGAAAUCCUUUACCAAGGGCUUCAGUCGCAAAAAUCACGAGCUCUCCCAUAGAGGAGACCGUCCAUUUCGCUGUUUACAAUGUCAUAAAACCUUUCAUACUAAGACCAAUUUUAAAUAUCAUGUUCGACGUUCAAGGCUAUGUUCGAGGUUCAAGGCACAAUCUUAUCAUAACAGCUUGAAAUUUCCCAGACUCAAACUUGUGUUUUCUGAAAAUCCCAAUUAUGAUGAGGAGAAAAACUUUUGCCUCACUUGCAAUCGUGGAUUUGACUCGAAGCGCUGCUUUAACAUACAUAAACUUGCCCAUAUGAACUUAAUUCAUCCUAAAAAGGCAACAUUUCUUUGUGAAUUGUGUCCUGGAAAAUUUAUGUCAGAAAGCAGGUUAAGAGAUCAUAUUGUGGUGAACCAUGGAGAUGAGGUUCCGAAGUCUUUUCAAAACGAUCCAACGUACCUAAACUGCCGCUUUUGUCAUAAGCAAUUUACAACACCAAUAGAACGUUACCAACAUGAGAGAAGUCACCGUAAAGAGGAGAAGCCAUAUCAGUGUUCAUUUUGCCCAAAAUCUUUUAUCAAAAAUUCAGAACGAAAAAGUCACGAGUCUGUUCAUAAAAAACACGAAAUCUAUCUGGCUCACGUGGCAUCUCUUCAGGGAGAGAGCACUACAAAAAUUGAGAAAAUGAUGCGAAUCAAAAGAAAGGUGGUGUUUUCUGAGAACCCCAAUUUCGAUGACGAGAAAAAAUUUUGUUUCACGUGCAAUCGUGGAUUUAUCUUGCGGACGAGCUUCAACGCUCAUAAAUAUGUACAUAAAAAAUUAAUUAACCCGAAACAACCCACAUACUUGUGUGAAUCAUGUCCUGCAAAAUUCGUAUCAGAUUCUGGAUUAAGAGAUCAUAUUCUGGCGAAUCACGGAGAUGAGAUUCCAGCUUUCCUUAAGGACGAUCCAACUUACCUAAAGUGUCGCUAUUGUCAUAAGCAAUUUGAAAAACCAAGUGAACGUUACAAACACGAGAAGAGUCAUUCUAAAGAAAAAACACCGUAUCGAUGUCCUUUAUGUCCGAAAUCUUUCGCCAGAAAUACAACGCGCAAGAUUCACGAGUCUGUUCAUAAAAAACCACCCCCAAUCAAAAAUAUGAAAGUGACACCAAUCCGAAAAGUUUUGUUCUCCGAAAACCCCAAUUUCGACGAAGAGAAACAAUUUUGCGUCACAUGCAAUCGUGAAUUUGCCUCAAGAAACAGCUUCAACAAACAUAAAUUCUUACAUAGAAAUUUAAUUAAACCAGAUCAACGGACAUUUGCUUGUGAAUUGUGUCCUGGAAAAUUUAUGUCUGAUUGUAGGUUGAGAGCUCACAUUGUCCUGAAUCAUGGAGAUGAGAUUCCAAAGUCUCUACAAAACGAUCCAACGUACCUACAAUGCCGCUUUUGUCAUCAGCAAUUUACAAAGCCAACAGAACGCUUCCAACAUGAGAAAAGUCACGCUGAAGAGAAGAAGCCUUAUCAGUGUACAUUAUGCCCGAAAUCUUUCAGCAGAAGUUCAGACUGCAAAGUUCAUAUAUCGAUUCAUAGAGGAGAUCGACCAUUUCGUUGUGAAGAAUGUUUUCAAACAUUCAGAAGAGAGUCAUAUCUUAAACGGCACCUUAAAAGUUUACAUUUUGAUAGACGACCGGCAAAUGUAUCGGUCCAGGUUGAGGAUAGUAAUAACAUUAAAAAAGAAGACGAAACAAAAUGAUAGUGUUUCCCGAAAACCCCAAGCUUUUGUAUCAGAUAAAAUCUUAAUGUCGCCUCCAGAAUCAGUCUUAGAUAUAUAAUUUAUUGCCAAUAAUAUACGUUAUAAUGUCUUUAACAAAAUUUAAAAUAAAAGGUCCAGCUUCUCGCUAUUUGUAACUUAUGUCUAUAUAUACCAUUUGCAAGUCAAAUUAACGCGCUUACAAAUGAAAUUAACGCUUCAACAAGUGAAAUCAACGCUCUUACA